AUGUCUGUCUCCUCACUGCUAGCACUUCUGUCACUAUUUGCCAUUCAUCUUCAGCUCAUUUUUAGUCUACCCAAUCCUGACGGCCACCAUGGCAUAAUCCCCCAUGAGCCUCAGGGGCAGUGGGGGCAUGGCCCUGAGAUUUUCCCAGUCCAGACGAUACAUCUGGUCUGGGACCGGGAUCUCCCUAUUGAUCACGGCAAAAAAGUUAAAGUUUUGAGCGUUGAGACUGGCCAUGUCCUCUACCUUAUCAGCCAAGCCAAGGAUGACGCUUUCAGCACGAUAAUUUCCGACGGAAACGGUAAACAACUCCUGCGAUUCACACUCGAUAAAAAAGCAAUAAUCGGUUUCGAGCACGUAUACAACACAUCCGUAAAAACACUGCGCUACGAGAUCCAUCCGAAAGGGGGUGCUGCCGAUCGCUGGUUUAUGCGCAUAGGGGAACCCCCUAUAACUUUGGCAUAUCACCGCGGUCGUGCAAGAAACACUGGAAAUGUCUACUUGCGUGGCGAUAAAUUAGCUGCCUUCACAUUCGGCGACAUCGCACAGGUAGACAAAACCCAGAUGAAAUCUGCUGAUUUGAAAGGUGUUCAAAACGUUGUCACAUAUGAAAUUGUCAUGCGAUCAGACAUUCCGGAGUACUACUUCAUUGGGCUAUGGUGUCUGUCCAAAAGAAGAAUAGACCACUACGGCAAAUGA
Puccinia triticina is the source of this 696-nucleotide messenger RNA. RefSeq lists its product as uncharacterized. The transcript is spliced from 4 exons. Lineage: Eukaryota; Fungi; Basidiomycota; Pucciniomycetes; Pucciniales; Pucciniaceae. The coding region runs from base 1 to 696 and encodes 231 amino acids. The record is from RefSeq and is a predicted model, not a curated record.